Messenger RNA from Gastrolobium bilobum, 441 nucleotides. RefSeq lists its product as uncharacterized. The transcript is spliced from 2 exons. The record is from RefSeq and is a predicted model, not a curated record. Lineage: Eukaryota; Viridiplantae; Streptophyta; Magnoliopsida; Fabales; Fabaceae. Bases 1 to 441 code for a protein of 146 amino acids.
AUGGCUGGGGAAGAGAGGUUGCUUCAAUUGGUUGAAUUGGAAGAAUUCCGGAGCGAGGCAUAUGAAAACGCCAACCUCUACAAGGAGCAGAUGAAAAGGUGGCACGAUAAAAAGCUAAUCAAGAAGGAACUAGGAGUUGGGGACAAGGUGUUGGUAUAUCGAUCCAGAUUGAAAUUGUUUCCUGAAAAGCUGAAAUCAAGAUGGGAAGGUCCUUAUGAGAUCACUGAAGCACUCCCCAAUGGAGCAUUUACCAUUGCUCAUGAGACAUCUGGAGCAACGUACAGAGUAAAUGGACACAGACUAAAAAAAUACAACAGGGGGACCAAUGAGUAUGAGGAGCUGACUUCUCAUCUCACUGACCCAGUUGAAGAGGCUACUUUUGGGGUUGCUCUUGAGCAACCUGAUCCCAAAGAUAGAAGACAAGGAGCAACCAUUACUUAG